AGUUUCUUUAUUUCUUUAAAAUCUCCAAGCAUCUUUUGUUGUGUUUGUCAAGUUUUGGGUCGUUUGAGUUUAUUUAACAAAGUUUGUUUUAAGUUCUACUCAUUGUGUCAGUUUUCUUCUUGUGUGUCUUUUGUGUUCAAGAAAUAUAGGGUUCCCUAAAUCCCUUGUCUACAUCAACAAUUUAGAAGUGAAACUGGCAUCUCUGCCUGAAACUAUAGAUUUUGGAAUUCCAUGCAAUCUUACAAUUUCUUCAACAUAUGGUUUUGCAAGCUUUUCCACUGAAUCUGUCUGUCGGAUUGGUACGAAAUGAGCUAACUUAGUUAAUAUGUCAAUAACCACCCAUAUUACAUCUUGACUCUGUCUUGACCUGGGUAAUCCAAUCACAAAAUCCAUUGCAAUGUCUUCCCAUUUCCACUCAGGUAUAAGUAAAGGUUGUAGUUGACCACUUGUCUUUUGAUGUUCUGCUUUAAUCAUCUAACAGGGAAUACAUUUUGCUAUAAAUUCUGCAACACUCCUCUUUAAUCCUGGCCACCAAAACAACCCUCUAAGUUCUUGAUACAUCUUUGUACUUCCCGGAUGAAUUUCAUAUGUUGAGAGAUGAGCUUCCUGCAAUAUCUCUUCUCUUAAGCUUCCAAUAUUUGGAAUACAGAUCUUGCCUUUAUACUUUAAUAAUCCUUCUACAUCCAUAACAAAAUUUUCUAAUUAUCAUGCUUGCACUUUCUUUAUGAUGGUCUGAAAUUUUUCAUCUUGAGGCAAAGCAUUGAGCACUAUAUCUUUCAAAGUAGAUUGGAUCACUAGUUAAUUUAAGAACAUAUCUUUAGUCUCUUUCUGAUUGACCACUGAAAUCUCUAACUUUUUCAUUUUUAUGAUUAUCUGUUCCUGUUAGGUGAUUAGCCAAUUUGCAUAUUCAAGAGCUUUUCUACUAAGUGCAUCUGCAACCAUAUUUGCCAUUCUAGGAUGAUGCUGUAUGUCUAAGUCAUAAUCCUUAAUAAGCUCUAACCACCUUCUCUGUCUCAAAUUAAGCUCUUUUUGAUUGAAAAUGUAUUUGAGACUCUUACGAUAUAUAAACACUUCGCAUCUGACCCCAUAUAGGUAAUGUCUCCAUAUUUUGAGUGCAAAAACUACAGCUGUCAGUUCUAAAUCAUGAGUGAGGUAGUUCCUUUCAUGAAUUUUCAACUGUUUGAAGAAUAGGCCACCACUCGACCAUGCUGCAUCAAUACACAUCCAAUUCCCCUUAAGGAAGCAUCACAUAAAAUUUGGAAUCCUUCUGAGUCUGUUGAAAUUGUCAAAAUCGGGGCAGUCAUUAAGCAAUUCUUUAAUUUUUGAAAAACUCCUUCACACUGGUCACUCCAUUCAAACUUUAUUGCCUUUUGAGUUAAUCUGGAUAAUGGCGUUGCAAUUUGAGAGAAUCCCUCUACGAACCUCCUGUAAUAACCCGCAAGACCCAGAAAACUUCUCACCUCAGAAACUGUUGUUGUUCUUGACUAAUCUGAUAUGGCUUGAAUUUUAUUCUGAUCAAUUGAAAUACCUUCACCAUUAAUCAUAUGUCCAAGAAAUGUUACAAUGCUCAGCCAAAAUUCACACUUUGAAAAUUUUGCAUACAACUUAUUCUCCUUUAAUGUCUGCAACACUGCUCGUAAAUGACUUGAAUGGCUCUCUUAAUUUCUUGAAUAAAUCAAAAUGUCAUCGAUAAACACAAUCACAAAUAUGUCCAUAAAUGGCUUAAGAAUUCUGUUCAUCAAAUUCAUAAAUACAGCAGAUGCACUUGUCACUCCAAAUGGCAUUACCACAAACUUGGAGUGGUCAUAUCUGGUUCUAAAAGCUGUCUUUGCUAUAUCUUCUUCCUUAAUUCGUAGCUGAUGGUAUCCAGAUCUCAAAUUAAUUUUAGAGAAAACUGAAGCUCCUUCCAGUUGAUCAAAAAGAUCAUCAAUCAUGGGCAAUGAAUAUUUAUUCUUAACAGUAAGCUUAUUCAGUUCUCUAUAAUCUAUGCACAUUUUGAAGCUCCCAUCUUUCUUCUUUAUAAACAAUACUAGAGCUCCCCAUGGUGAGGAACUUGGCCUGAUAAACCCCUUAUCUAGCAAUUCUUGUAACUGACUUUUCAGCUCCUGUAACACUUUGACUUCCAUCCUGUAAGGUGCCCUUGCCACUGGUUCUAAACCCGGCAUCAAUUCAAUAGUAAAGUCUAUAUCUCUUUUUGGUGGUAAUCCUAGCAGAUCAUCCAAAAACACCUCUGGAUACUAUUUGAUUACAGAUAUAUCUUUCAACUCUUUAACUUCCUUAUUUGUAUCAUUUACUUGAGCAAGAAAACACUGACAUCCCUUGAAUACAAAUUUGUAUGCUUUCAUAUAGAUGAUUAUCAUUGAAGAAACUCUUCUCUCCAUAGAAUUUCAACUCUCUUUCUCCAGGAAAAUUAAACUUUAUAAUUUUCUUGUUCCAGUAAAUAAUCACAAAGUGCCUUGAUAACCAAUCCACUCCCAAUAUCAUAUCAAAUUCUUGCAAUGGUAAAACAUUCAUUGUGUCUUCAAACUCUCUUUCAUUUAUUUUGAAAGUCACUUCACAUACACCUUUUACAUUCAUAAUUGAUCCAUUUGGCAUUAGAACUUCCAAAAUAACACUUGUCUCAUAAACAUUCAGUCCAACUGUUUUAACAAAUUCUUCUGAAAUAAAGGAAAGUGAAGCUCCCGUAUCAAAAAGAAUCCGUACAUGCUUUCAUGCACCAUUAUCAUACCUAUAAAAAUUACAUACAUAAAAAAACAUAAACACACAUUAUUCCUUUAAUAAUGUUUUCAUAAUACAAUUUAUUCAUUUUUCAUUAUUCAUUAUAAUCACUUCAGGUGAAUCCUUAGCAUCAUUCUGAUUUCUGAGUCAGCGCAUAUAAUAUAGGCAGCGUAUUCUUUUGGUUUUGACUUGAUCCUGGAGUAAAAGCAGUUGAUUCUAUUGUUCUUGGUCUUCCAACAUUCCUCUGAGAUUCGAUAUUUACCUUUGACUCUCCUGCUGGUCUUUGACCUAAAGUAGGAUAGUUCUUAGCUAUAUAACCCGGUUAAUGACACCAAAAGCAAGUAUUGUACCAGAUAAACAUUCACAUUUAUGCUGUCUUCCACACUUGCUGCAACUAUUAGAACUUCCAAAAUAACACUUGUCUCAUAAACAUUCAGUCCAACUGUUUUAACAAAUUCUUCUGAAAUAAAAGAAUGUGAAGCUCCUCCUGUAUCAAAAAGAAUCCGUACAGGCUUUCCUUGCACCAUUAUCAUACCUAUAAAAAUUGCAUACAUAAAGAAACAUAAACAUACAUUAUUCCUUUAAUAAUGUUUUCAUAAUACAAAUUUAUUCAUUUUUCAUUAUUAUCACUUGUAAUCACUUCAGGUGAAUCCUUGGCAUCAUUCUGAUUUUUGAGUCAGCGCAUAUACUAUAGGCAGCGUAUUAUGUCGGUUUUGACUUGAUCCUGGAGUAGAAGCAGUUGAUUCUAUUAUUCUUGGUCUUCCAACAUUCCUCUAAGAUUCGAUAUUUACCUUUGACUCUCCUGCUGGUCUUUGCCCUAAAGUAGGACAGUUCUUAGCUAUAUUACCCGGUUAAUGACACCAGAAGCAAGUAUUGUACCAAAUAAACAUUCACAUUUAUGCUGUCUUCCACACUUGCUGCAACUAUUCACACUUAAACUGUCACUGCUGCUGGACUUUGUCUUUUCCAAUUAAAUUUUCCACAUUGUGAAAUAGACUUGCUAUGCGAAUCCUGGGGGGCUUCCAUAAUUUCACCACUUUUCCUUUUCUGAAAAUCAGUCUCCUUUGAGUAUUCUGCAGAUCCACUUCUAUCUUUCUAUCCCUUUCAAAUAAUACUGAAUAAUUUUCAAUCCCUAAUGAAACAAGAGGCUGUCUAAUUGCAUCCUUCAAUCUAGCUAAAAAUUGAUGGCAUUUAUCUUCCAUAGUAUGUACUAAUUGAGGAGCAUAUCUGACUAAUGUAGUAAAUUCAACUUCAUACUGCCCUUGUAUCAAUCUCAUAAACUUGUCCUGCAUCUGCCUCCUCACAGAAGGAGGUACGAACCAAUCCCUGAACACCUGAGUAAAAUCAUUCCACUUAAUUUGCAUGUCAGGUAUUCCUUCAAACUUAUCUUGAUACAGCCCUCUCCAUCACCUUUCAGCUUCUCCUUCUAGUGUAAAGGUUACCAAGGAAACUUUCCUCUCUUCUGAACAGUGCAUUCCUUCUAAUAUAUUUUCAAUCCUCAGCAAUCAAUUUUCAGCCUCUAUUGGUCUCUCUACUCCCUUGAAUAAUGGUGGUCUCAUAUCCUGAAACAAUUUCAUAUACUUAUCCAUAACCAAUCCACCACCACUACUACUCCCCGAUGAUUGAUUUCUUGAAUCUUGAAUCAGAUGAGUCACAGCUGUCAUCAUUUGAGCCAAUGCAUCAGGGUUAACAGGAACAUUAGGUGUUGUUCUUUCUACUUCUUCCUCUUCUUUAUACUCAUUUUGGUUCCUGUUGGCCAUAACAUAAUUAUUUAACAUUAAAAUUAUUAAUAAUCAUCAUAAUGGCUCUUUCAGUAUGAUUCAUAUUUUAACCUUGCCCUGAUACCACUUUUAUCACAACCCGGCCCGGAUGCUCGAUCUAAUGAGACGGGUACGAAAAAGUCGAACGAUAUUAGAUUUCCAUCAAUAUAAUAAUAACUCAUCAAGAUAAACUUUUCUAUUAACUGAAGAGUCACUAACACACAAAUCAUAAAUUACCUGUUGUCAUUUGCACGCCGCUUUCUGUAGACAAAUUUUUCUCUUUCAGUCAUUUCUUUUUCUUAGGAGACUUACCUGAAACAUUAAACUCGUGGGUUGAGUUUACUAAGUAAACUCAGUGGGUAAUUCUCAUCAUCAAUUAAUAUACAUAAAAUUUACUAAAAUACAAUAAAAUUUACCUUUACAUUGUUGUACUGUUGCUUUACUUUAUUCAUUUCCUUCUAUUUGUUUCAUUUAAACAUAUCUUAUUAUACAAAUCUCAUUAUAAAAAUAAUCCAUCAUAUUUAUUUAUAAAAUUCCUUUAAUCUAUAUUCCUUUUCCUUUUCCUUUUUAAUUUCUACAGGAACACCGUCUAAAUGUACUCAAAGGUACAAUCAUUUUCAUUUCCUUUUUUCUUUCCAUUACCUUUUCCCUUUUAACGUGCACCGAUACAUUGCUUCCCCAGCCAAUACCAUACGAAGGUGAACUCCUGUAUACUCUGUAUGCAUAACAUUUUCCCUUUUCCUUUGAUUCAUUCAUUAUGUUAUCAUUUUAUAUUCUUAUAAUUGUAUACAUGUAUCAUAUAUAUACAUAUAUAUCUAUGGUUUAUCCAUAUUUUAUCUAUGCUUUUCAUCUUCUAAUUUCUUUCCAUUUGUUUUCUUUCACAAAUUGACACUUUCUUAUUCUUAAAGCUUCAAUCGUUUUCAAUCAACGCAUUUAAAAUUCUCUAUAAGAAUUAAUUAGUUACAUGUACUAUUACUUCCAGAUUUGCAAUGAAAAUAAAAUAAUGAAAAUUUAUGCAUAUAAAUUACCCGCUUUAAUACUUCCAAAUUUUCGAUCCUUGGAGCAACCCCAACUUCGAGUUCCUACAACAUCCACAAAAUAUAACUUCUAUAAAAGCAUGCUCUCAUAACAAAGUUGAAUUAAAUUUGUAUGCUAGAAGAGUCACUUACAAAAGGAAAAAUGAGGAUUUACUCAAAAUCCCUAAAUCCUUCUCUCCCAAAAUUCUGUUAGACCGGCCCAGGAUGGGCCGGUUGGACCGGUCCAACAGAGACCGGUCCACUGCUACGCAAGACGGGCUGGGCGAAAACGACAGCAAGAGGCGGAGCUUCCUGUGGACACCACGUGGGAUUAAUUUUGAUUUGGGAGGGAGAAAUUUGAAUGAGGGGGCUGUUUUAGGAAAUCCAUUAUUGUCAUUUAUGAUUAUUUUUGUUUAAUUAGGAGAUUGGGGGGGAAAUUAGGAUCAUCUUGAAUUUGAAGGAGAAGUUUGAGAUCUCUUGGUGUUCUUGGGCUCUAGGGUUUGCUAGAGACUUGUGGAGAGUUGUUCUUUCUCUCGAAUUGAAGAACGUUGUAUCUUUCUUUGUUUUGCUUUCAUUGCUAGUGAAAUACAAGUCGUUUCAUGCGUUUUCUCUCAGAUUUCCCUGUUUUCCUGCUGUUUUCUCUACUGUGGACAGUAGUUUGCUGGUGUAAAUUUAUUGGUUUGGAUUAGAAUUACUUGUGAACUAAGAAAUUCCUAUCAAAUUGGUAUCAGAGCAUCGUCGUGGGACUUGUGGCGGCUGAAAAUCAGGAAUUUCAACGGAUUUUUGGAGGGAUUCAAAGGGAGAUUUCCGGUUUCUCGCGGAAGAUAAGAUGGCCGGAAAGAAGGUGAAAGUAUUGGAAGGCGAGUUCGAACAACUAAAGACAGAACUGGAGGGAAAGUUCUUGGAAAUCUCCACCAACAAUGACAGGUUGGAAGGGAGGUUCGCGGCGAUGGAAGAGAUGAUGAAGAAAUUACUGGAGAUGAAGACGAAUCCGACGGCGUCGAAAGCAAGAGAGACUGUCGGUGACCUUGGCGUGGGAGGAAAUCCGAACCCGCUUCGGGGGAGGAGGAAUCCGGCAGUAGAGAUCCUUGAGGGAGAGGACGACAUGCCACCUCUAGAGCCACUUUCUAGAGAGGAGAUGAGCAUGGGAAAUGAUCGUCGAGGUGCUGAUUUUGAAGGCAGGAGGGGGGAAUAUGAGGGAAGUACAAAUUUUGGCGAAAGAAGAGAAGAAUAUCAGCGUCGAGGUGCUGAUUUUGAAAGGGGAAGAGGAGAAUAUGAUGACGGAUUCGGAUACCAAUGUCGGAGGGAGGACCGGGACACUUGGGGAGCACCUCAUCUCCGAGGAAUGGGAGGUUAUGGAGAGUACCGGGGUAACGGAAGGGAUCCGAAGGUGAGGAAGUUGAAGAUGCCCAUCUUUGAGGGGGAAGAUGGCCACGGCUGGAUAUACAAGGUGGAGCGUUACUUUGUUGUCAACAGAUUGACAGACGAUGAGAAGCUGACGGCAGCAGGAUUGUGUCUGGAGGGAAAGGCGUUGGCCUGGUAUCAGUGGCGAGACAGGAGAGAGCCUAUCAGGAAUUGGAGAGAGUUCAAGGAUUGUUUAUUAGAGCGUUUCCGAGCCGAUGGUGGAGGAGACUUCUAUGAGCAAUUCUUUGCUCUGACUCGGGAGGGGACUGUGGCUGACUAUCGGGACAUAUUCGAGUAUUUGGCUAGCCGUUUGGAUCACAUCUCAGAAUCAGCCCUAGAGGGAAAUUUCAUGAAGGGGCUCAAACUAGAGAUACGAACAGCUGUCAGAGUGUUCGAGCCAAGGAAUUUAGGCAAGGCUAUGGAACUUGCACAAUUGGUGGAAGAUCAGAAGAGAUCAGAAAGAGGAGCUCGAGGCAACUACUCAGGGGGAUCAUACAAGAUGACUACUGCGGUAUUACCCUCCAAAGGGGUAGCGCCAGGCGGUCAGAAGGAAGCACCCAAGGAAAAGACUGGAGGAGGAAAUGGGGGACAGUUCAAAAGGCUGACCGAAAAAGAAAUGCAGGACAAGAGAGCAAAGGGGUUGUGCUACAGAUGCGAUGAAAAGUACAUGCCUGGGCACAGGUGCAAUGACCGAUCUCUUCAGGUUCUCCUCGUUUGUGAAGAUGAGGAAGACGAAGAGAGGUGGAAAUGACCCCGAGGUGGAGGAGGAUGAGAAGUUGCAUCUGGAUGUAACAGAAGUCUCUCUGAACUCAGUAGUGGGGCUCACUUCGAGUCACACUAUGAAGGUGAAAGGAGAGAUCUCUGGUCGCGAGGUUGUGGUGUUGAUAGACAGUGGAGCGACACACAAUUUCAUUUCCACCCAGAUUGUCGAUGCGAUGGGGAUGGAGCUAGUGGAUACCGGAGGUUACGGGGUAAUGAUGGGCACCGGAAAGGUGGAGAUGGGUCGCGGUGUCUGCCGAGGAGUAGUAUUGAA
Messenger RNA from Dendrobium catenatum, 7931 nucleotides. RefSeq lists its product as uncharacterized. NCBI's taxonomy places the organism in Eukaryota, Viridiplantae, Streptophyta, Magnoliopsida, Asparagales, Orchidaceae. The transcript has 2 exons. The record is from RefSeq and is a predicted model, not a curated record. Bases 6324 to 7649 code for a protein of 441 amino acids.